AUGAAUCUCAGUUGGCUACCUUGGCGCACCCAACGCCUUCACGCAGCCGUGAGAAGCAAAGCGACAUGGGGUUAUGUCAUUUAUCGCACAACCUACACUCCUCAAUCCGACACUGCCUUCUCCCAGAUCGUCGAUCUACUCAACUCAUACAUCAAACAAGAAUUAUUUUCUGAAUACGAUUCAACACCGAAGAGUAAACUACACAGCGCAGAACCUACUCCAUAUCAUGAGAUAUGGGCCCAACACCGCCCAGUCAUCAUGGCCGAUCCGGUGCAGUUCGACGAAGCCUCAAUAGACUCGAUUCGUUCUCAUUUUGAGUCUUGGGUCAAUUCGCGGGAGAGGCGAAAUCAUACCACAUGCAUAGUGAUUGACGAUGAGUCACUACAAGCAUUUUUGGAUGCUCAGCCGACAGAAAAGUGGGAGUCGAAUAGGGGUAUUCAUUCGAUCCGCUAUCUCAAGGUGUUAACAGCAUUUCCGGAGAUUGAUGAGUUUGAUAGUUUCAUGGGUGCGGAGUAUCCGGGGGGAUGCUCGGAUAGGAGAGGCAUUCAUCCUGUUCUCAAUGCGAAGGGGACGGCAGCAUCAUCGGAGUCCGAUGACGACGAGUAUGAUAGUUUCCUAGGUGGAUGA
Messenger RNA from Penicillium concentricum, 627 nucleotides. RefSeq lists its product as uncharacterized. The coding region runs from base 1 to 627 and encodes 208 amino acids. The transcript has a single exon. The record is from RefSeq and is a predicted model, not a curated record. Lineage: Eukaryota; Fungi; Ascomycota; Eurotiomycetes; Eurotiales; Aspergillaceae.